GGAACAUUUGUUUUCUGCUUCUCAUUCCUGACAGCUUGUUUGGAGCCGGGCUGUUGAUGAAAGUUGAUGUAGCGAAUUAGAUAUUCAACUCAACGUUAGGUCGGCUCAAAAUCUGACUGGGAUGGUAUCAUGGAGAGAGACAAUCAUCAAGUAGGAGAGACAGAGGGAGUGAAGAUUUGUGAUCCGCCCUGUGAGAGCAAUCCACCUGCUGACACUUUGGCGACUUCUCUCUCCCUCUUGGGGAAUCACAUGUUUCCUUAUCCGUUGGAGAGAAAACACAGGAGCGCUGUUAAAGAGGAGCCUGCAGAUUCACUGUCAGACGUUACAGCUGAGGAGGAGAGUCUGGAUGGAGAGCCCCACUCUCACCAGGUAACACCGCUAGAGACUGAAGAGACCGAAAGCUCUGAGUGUCAGAACAAUGUGUCCACCCAGCAGUUGGACAUAGAAAAUGAGGAUACUGCCACGGACAAUGAGCAUAGCGACUCUGGGGAGUUUGUCGUCACAAUGCUGGCCAAGGCCAAGCUGGAGGAGCAAGGACUAGGCGUGAAGGGAGGGUCUUCUCCAUUAUUGGAGGCAGAAACCCAGGAGCCUCCUGCUUUUAUGUCUCAUCGUGAUGAGGAUGUGACAGCUGACAGCUGGAGGCAGCACAGGAAGCAUGUUUUUGUUCUGAGUGAAGCAGGCAAACCCAUAUAUUCCCGUUACGGCAGUGAAGAGGCUCUUUCUUCUACAAUGGGAGUCAUGAUGGCGCUUGUUUCCUUUGUCCAAAGUGGAGAUAAUAUCAUCCGCUCAAUCUAUUCAGAUGGGCACACCGUGGUGUUUUUACAGAAAGGGCCUCUGGUGCUGGUGUGUGUCUCCAGCAGUCGUCAGACAGAGAAGCAGCUGCGUGGAGAGCUCCUCUAUGUCUACUAUCAGAUCAUCAGCAUGCUCACACAAGCCAGCAUAUCUCGCAUCUUUGAACACAAGAAGAACUACGACCUGAGGAGACUUCUGGCGGGCUCGGAGAAGAUUCUGGAUGGUCUUCUCAACCUGGUGGACUCUGACCCUAGCUUCCUGCUGGCAGCUGUACAGUGCUUACCCUUGGCUUCCUCUCUCAGGGACAAUAUCAGCCAGAUACUGCAGAAAGCCAUCACCCCAAAUCUGGUUUUCUCCAUCCUCAUCGCCAACAACCAGCUGCUCACCAUCGUCCAAGAAAAGACAGUCAUCGAGGACUCCAGGUUGGAGCCCGCUGACAUCCAUCUCCUGCUCAACCUCAUCGGAGCCUCCUCUGCCUUUCAGGCUGGGGAGAUCUGGACUCCCAUCUGCCUCCCCCUCUUUAAUCCUGACUGUUACUUUUAUGCAUACAUUUCUUACCUGGACCCUCCAGAAUGCACUGUUUGCUUGCUGCUGCUCUCGACAGACAAGGAGGCUUUCUACGCUGUAGCUGAGUGCAAGAGGAAGAUAGAGGAGGCCAUGAUGGCGCAGAACUCUCUGAGCCUCAUUGCCAAAGUCCAGUCGUACAGCGUGAGCCAGGUGGGGGUCUCAGACCUCAGACACUUCAUGUACAAGCCCUUUGACGUGCCAGACACCUACCAGCAGCUCACUCAGUUCACCAGCCCAGAGAUGGAGGCCCCGUACAGCAGUGAAGAGGAGAAGAUGAGACUGCUGGACCUCUACCGGUAUAUGCACAGCCGCAUCCACAGCACCUCCCGACCCCUCAAGCUCAUCUACCACGUGGCUGAGAGGGAGACCCUGCUCGCCUGGGUCACCAGUAAGUUUGAGCUGUACACCUGCUUCAGUCCUCUGGUGACAAAGGCCUGUGCUAUCACUGCUAUCACCAAGCUUCUGAGGUGGAUUAAGAAGGAGGAGGACCGUCUCUUCAUCAGAUACCCCCCAAAGUAUUCAACCACCCCGAAUCCCAGCAAGAGCUCUCGAGGUGGUAAAUCUGACCAGCAGGACUCCACAGAUAACGGCUUCUUAUCUCUUCUAUAGGACUCUCUCUCUUAGCACUCCGCCUCAUUCAACAAUAGUUUGUACACUGGUUCCAAGAUAUUUUCGAAGCCUCUUUUGAAACAUGUUGGACUAGACAAACAUCGACUACUGGAAUCAAACACUACAAACGUUUUACAAUAUUUAAGAAGGAAUGAACUCUUUCAAUAUAGUAGUAUUUCUUUACCUGAACAAGAAAGCAUGUCAUUGCGCCACUGCUUCUGAUCAGAAACAGUCAUGGCGAAACAGCAUUAGUAUGUUUUAAAUUGAACUGUGGUAGACAAAUAAUUGCAAUGAUAUUUAAAUGUUUUUAUAUUGUUUUAUUACUCCAUUAAGACAGGAAAUUCCCUCGCGGACAGUGAAUGUAUCGCAGACGACAGGCUAUUCACAAGCUAUAACUAUUAAUAGCAGUAAGUAAAGAUGAGGAAGUAAAAAUAACUUAAACUACCUUUCACAAACUCUGUAAUAGAGAUUUAUUUCAUGGAACAAAAGCACCCAAUGUGACAAAACGGGAUAUGCAAGGCAUGAAUGCGUGGCAUGUUUUCGGGCUCAGCAUAAACUGGAAAAACAACAACUGGCUUCCAGAACAGGGAUGUGCCUCCAUGUGUCAUUCAGGCUGCGUUACGAACAGGCAAAUUGCUCUCUGUUGAUUUGCACAUCCCAGUGAUGGAAAUGUAUUUCCCAGUCAUUCAAAUUUUAAGAUGAUCAGGUUUCAUUCAUGUUACAUUUUGUGCAGAAAACAAGUAGGAGAUUCAGCCUGUUACUUGACAACGUCAUUAUUUUCAGCUAGUGUUUUCAUUGUCAUCUAGUCUAGCUAAGAAGAUGCCACUGAGCUCGCUCAAUGAUUAUCACUCAACACUCGAUGCAGUGACUUCAGGCGACUUUUUUCGAUGACAGUUUUGUAAAGAUGGUUUAUAAACAGUAGCCUCAUCCUUGUGUCCUUUGAGGAUUUUCUUGUCAAUUCAAGUCUUAAGAGUAUGUCUAUAGUAUUAUGAAAUAAAUCCCAGAUUGCACAAAUCUAUACUUGUCCUGAUUAAG
Notothenia coriiceps (black rockcod) is the source of this 3003-nucleotide messenger RNA. RefSeq names its product MON1 secretory trafficking family member Bb (gene mon1bb). The transcript is spliced from 6 exons. Bases 130 to 1968 code for a protein of 612 amino acids. Gene Ontology annotation, biological process: protein targeting to vacuole; vesicle-mediated transport. Gene Ontology annotation, cellular component: Mon1-Ccz1 complex. Lineage: Eukaryota; Metazoa; Chordata; Actinopteri; Perciformes; Nototheniidae. The record is from RefSeq and is a predicted model, not a curated record.